Molecule: messenger RNA, 2194 nt
Organism: Cyprinus carpio (common carp)
Lineage: Eukaryota; Metazoa; Chordata; Actinopteri; Cypriniformes; Cyprinidae
Product: alpha-parvin
Biological process (GO): cilium assembly; substrate adhesion-dependent cell spreading; establishment or maintenance of cell polarity
Cellular component (GO): actin cytoskeleton; focal adhesion; cytoplasm
Molecular function (GO): actin binding
Source: RefSeq, a predicted model, not a curated record
AGGCUGGACAAAUAGCUGGAAUCCCCUUUCCGUUCCUGGGAUUUUACUUACUCCCUCAGCGGGGGAAAUCAUAUAUUAUUUACACUUUUCUCAUGGCGUCUUCCCCGCAGAAGUCUCCGUCUUCUCCAAAGUCGCCAACUCCAAAGUCUCCGUCCUCCAGAAAGAAAGAUGACUCAUUUCUGGGGAAACUUGGUGGGACUCUGGCCAGGAGGAAAAAGGCGAAAGAAGUAUCUGAGCUGCAGGAGGAGGGGAUGAACGCCAUUAAUCUCCCCCUGAGUCCCACACCUUUUGAGCUUCAUCCUGAAGACAUCAUGCUAGAGGAAAAUGAAGUCCGCACCAUGGUGGACCCCAACUCAAAAAAUGACCGAAAACUCCAGGAACUCAUUAAGGUGCUCAUCGACUGGAUCAACGAUGUUCUGGUUGGGGAAAGGAUCAUCGUGAAGGACCUGGCUGAAGAUCUCUAUGAUGGACAGGUUCUCCAGAAGCUCUUUGAAAAGCUUGAAGGUGAAAAGCUGAAUGUUGCAGAGGUGACCCAAUCUGAGAUUGCCCAGAAACAAAAGCUGCAGACGGUUCUGGAGAAGAUCAAUGAUGCUCUGAAGGUCUCCACCAGGAGCAUCAAGUGGAACGUCGACUCGGUUCACGCUAAGAGCAUUGUGGCCAUCCUUCACCUGUUGGUGGAGCUCUCACAGCACUUCAGAGCCCCCAUUCGCCUCCCUGACCAUGUGUCCAUUCAGGUGGUUGUGGUUCAGAAACGAGAGGGCAUUCUUCAAUCCCGUCAGGUUAUGGAGGAGAUCACUGGCAACACAGAGGCAUUAUCUGGCAGACAUGAGCGUGAUGCAUUUGAUACCUUGUUGGAUCAUGCUCCUGACAAGCUGAAUGUGGUGAAGAAGACUCUAAUCACCUUCGUCAACAAACACCUGAAUAAACUGAACUUGGAAGUAGCUGAACUGGAUACACAGUUUGCAGAUGGUGUGUAUCUGGUCCUGCUGAUGGGACUUCUGGAAGGAUACUUUGUCCCCCUCUACAACUUCUUCCUGACGCCUGAGAAUUUUGACCAAAAGGUUCAUAAUGUGUCUUUCUCCUUUGAGCUGAUGCAGGACGGUGACCUAGAGAGGCCCAAACCCAGGCCUGAGGAUAUUGUGAAUUGUGACCUAAAAUCGACACUCCGAGUUCUUUACAACCUUUUCACCGGGUACAGGCAUGUGGAUUGAGCUAAAAUGGGAAAUAUAUCUAUGUGGACCGCUAUUUUGAGUGUUAAUGAGGCUGACAGACAAAACAUGCUGUUAAGUAUUGUGGAGUAUUGUACAAUACCCUUAUACAACUAAUAAGUGUGACUUAAGUAUUUUUCUUGCCAUUUAGAUGGAUGAUAAAACACUAAAGAAAAUAACACUAUGAAUAUAAAUGUUUUUGCUGACAGCGUUCACCUUUUACCUGUGGAAAUGCAAUUAGCGGUGUAAUCCUUUUGAAAUGUAUUAAUCCUAAAGUGCCUAAACAGACGUAUGAGAGAAAAUACCCAGCUUGCACUACACAUUAUAUCAAAUAAAACACUAUAUUAUUUUAACAGUAUCAGCUCUUUUACAAACUCAUACCCAGCAGGAGCAGGAUUAGAUUUAAGGCAGCUGUAUUUCCAAGUGGAUGUUUGACCAAAUAAUUAGUUACUUGUAAUGAGUUUGUAUUUCACUGCAUAUCUUAAUUUGUUAAUUCCUGAUUUAUGUGCUAAUGUUUUUAUAACUUGCAUAGUGUAUCUGCAUCAACUGAAAAUAUUUUUACUCGCAUGCUGUUGUCACACAAAUUUGGCUCAGUUAAUAGUUGACUAGAUUCAUUUAUUUUCUUAUUGUCUUGAAUCAUUAUUGGAAAAAAUUCAUAUUUAAACUGAAAAGAAAAAAAAAACUGAUUUAAUUAGCAAUGGAGCAGCUAUUAUGUUUGUGGAAACUACACAAAAAUACUUUUUUAUACCUUGUUUGAUGGAUUUCAUUAUAUGUUCCUGUGGCUCAGUGGUAGAGCAUUGCAUUCUGUGUAGUAACUAUUAUGUUUUUGGCUGAAUGCUCUGCAAGUUGCUAUAGAUAAAAGCAUCUGCUAAAUGCAUAAAUGAUAAUGUAAUUACAGUAGAGUUGUUUGUAAAAUUCAAUGUUCAUGUUUUAUCUCCACCUGAAAAAUGUUUCAAAAUCUACAUUAAACGUGGAUGAAUCAUCUA